This is a messenger RNA of Apodemus sylvaticus (European woodmouse), 3638 nucleotides long. It is a transcript of the gene Smyd4, whose product is annotated as SET and MYND domain containing 4. The record is from RefSeq and is a predicted model, not a curated record. Gene Ontology annotation, molecular function: protein binding. Lineage: Eukaryota; Metazoa; Chordata; Mammalia; Rodentia; Muridae. The transcript is spliced from 12 exons. Bases 295 to 2673 code for a protein of 792 amino acids.
UCUAGGCCUAGUGGCGGGAUGGCGGGAGCAGAGGGCGGGGCGCCGGCUCGCGGUACGCCCGUGUCCGCGCGGUGCCUCCAAGUUGGUCCCCCGCCAGCUGUCGGAACUUUGCCCGCCCAGUCGUUUGGCGGAUAGAUAGAAUGGCAACCCAGGGGACAAUCGGAGCUCUUCCCUGGUAACCGCUGCUAAAUAUAGUCACAGCAGUGACCUGGGUCCUUCAUUUACGCAGUGCGUGCCGGGCGACAGUGCCAGGCCAUAGUUUGGCACUGUGGGAUAAACAAGAGCUGGGGUAGCAUGGAUCUACCGGUGGAUGGAUGGAAAUCCUACCUACUGGAGAAGUGGGCUUUACUCCCGAAGUCUGUGCAGGUCACGGUUUCUACAGCAGAGACUCUGAGUGACAUCUUUCUUCAUUGUUCUUCCCUUCUUCAACCUGAGGAUGAGAUGUUUUUGAAGCGACUUUCUAGUAGUUACUCGGUGGAAAAGGACUAUGAUGCUCCCCUUUUCUACAGAGAAGAAGGAAACAGAAAAUUCCAAAAAAAGGAAUACACAGGCGCUGCAGUGCUGUACUCUAAGGGAGUGUCUCAUUCAAGGCCUAACACCGAGGACAUUUCAUUGUGCUAUGCCAACCGCUCUGCAGCUCUCUUCCAUCUGGGUCAGUAUGAAGCAUGUCUUAAAGACAUAGUGAGAGCAGGUAUGCAUGGGUAUCCCGAAAGACUGCAGCCCAAGAUGAUGGUGCGUAAGACAGAAUGCCUGGUGAACCUGGGGAGACUCCAGGAAGCAAGACAGACCAUCAGUGAUCUUGAGAGCAGCCUUGCUGCCAAGCCAGCCCUGGGGCUUUCCUCUCCUCAGGCUCUGCAAAGGAAUGUGCAGCAUCUGAAAAUGAAAAUCCAAGAAAAGGAAAUUCUCCCAGAAUCCUUCCCUACAGCUCUCACCAGUGCCUUUGAGGAUGUGACCCUGGGGGAAGAGAACAGACAGAUUUCUGGGGCAUCCCUCUCUGUCAGCUUACGCACAGACCCUUUGAAAGGCCGCCAUCUAGUUGCCACAGAAGACAUUCUCCCAGGAGAAGUCCUAGUGAAGGAAGAUGCUUUUGUAAGUGUCCUUAACCCAGGAGAAAUGCCACCACCGCAUCAUUGCCUAGAGAGCAAGUGGGACACCAGAGUUACCAGUGGAGACCUCUACUGUCACCGAUGUCUGAGGCACACCUUGGCCACAGUACCUUGUGGCAGCUGCAGCUAUGCCAAGUAUUGCAGCCAGGAAUGUAUGCAGCAGGCGUGGGACCACUACCAUAGCACGGAGUGUUCUCUAGGAGGGCUGCUCCUCACACUCGGGGUCUUCUGCCAUGUUGCCUUGAGAAUGACUCUUUUAGCCAGAUUUGAAGAUGUUAACAGAGUUGUAAGGAUGCUUUGGGACAAGGCUGGUAGUAAAGACGCCUGUUUACCUGAAAGCAAGAAUCUGGUCAAGACAUUUGAUUGCUCAAAUCAGGAAGAGAAUGAAGAGAACAGCAAGAUAGGUGAACCCCCAAUUCCUGGAUGCAAUGUCAAUGGGAAGUAUGAAAGUAAUUAUAAUGCUGUCUUCAGCCUUUUGCCCCAUACUGAAAAACAUAGCCCAGAACACAAAUUCAUCUGUGCCAUCAGUGUCUCCGCACUGUGCAGACAGCUCAAAGCCCAAACAUCCCCCAAGCUGAAAGCAGUGACUCCAGGGCUGUGUGCAGAUUUGACUGUUUGGGGAGUAGCCAUGCUUCGACACAUGCUACAGCUGCAGUGUAACGCCCAGGCCAUAACGUCCAUAUGUCACUCAGGGUCUAACGAGAGCAUCAUUACCAACAGCAGGCAGGUACGCCUUGCCACGGGCGUCUUCCCUGUGGUCAGCCUCCUGAACCACUCCUGCAGCCCCAACACCACUGUGUCCUUCACUAGCACCGUCGCCACCAUCCGGGCAGCACAGAGGAUCGCAAAAGGACAAGAGAUUCUGCACUGCUAUGGGCCUCAUGAGAGCCGGAUGGGUGUUGCGGAGAGGCGGCAGAGGCUGAGUUCUCAGUACUUCUUUGACUGCAGCUGUCCAGCCUGCCAUGCUGACACACUGAGAGCAGCCGUAGCGCCUAGAUGGGAAGCCUUCCGUUGUAACACUUGCAGAGUGCUCAUGCAGGGAAAUGAUGUGCUGAGCUGUAGCAACGAAUCUUGCACAAAAUCUGUCAGCAGGGACCAGCUGGUCUCUCGCCUGCGGGACCUUCAGCAACAGGUUGGCAUGGCCCAGAAGCUUCUCAGGAAUGGCAAACCAGAGCAAGCCAUUCAACAGUUGUUGGGGUGCCGGGAGGCUGCCGAGAGCUUCUUGUCCGCAGAGCACACCGUGCUGGGAGAAAUCGAAGAUGGCCUGGCACAGGCCUAUGCUACCUUAGGGGACUGGCUACGGUCUGCUGCCCAUGUCCGGAAGAGUCUCCAGGUGGUCGAAGCUCGCCAUGGGCCAUCCAGUGUUGAAAUUGGCCAUGAGCUCUUCAAACUGGCCCAAAUCUUGUUCAAUGGUUUGGCAGUGCCUGAGGCUCUGAAUGCCAUACGGAGGGCAGAAAAGAUCCUGUUGGUGCACUGUGGCCCCGAGAGUGCCGAGGUGCGGGAGCUCCAGGAGAUGAGGUCCUGCUUACUGGGCUCACCGUUCGUCCCUGCGGGGCCCUGGGUGUAGCGCGUACGUCCUCACCCUCAAGAAGGAGCAGUGAUGAUGACGUUCACUCAUGAAGUACAAACUAUGUGAGUACAAAGAAUGGAGUCAGGACUCUGCAGGGACUCCAGGAGGAGCCGUGGGUGUUGCUCACUGAGGCUCGUGGUUGCAUCUCCAGAUGCCCCUGACUGCUGUAGUUGUGGGCACUGCUGCCUAUGGUUUCUAAUCGAGACAGGGAAGGAUGCUGCCCUUUCUCCAAGGAUGGGCAGUGCUAGUCAGAACCACCAGGGACAGAUAGCUAUGUUUUUUUUUUUUUUUGACUCAUCCUUAGUACACUAUUGCUUGUGGCUAAUUUGGAUGAAUUAGUAGGAAAGAAGACCCAAGUCCACACGCUCUGUAAGUUCCCUAACGGUGCCCGAGAAGUAGCUGAUGAUUGCCAUGGCGUCACAAUCAGGAAGUAAGUAGCCCUGAAGACGCCUGGCAGCAACUUCUCAGAAAGCUGCCUGGUAAAAGACAGCAUUCAAACAUCUGUGGACCGGAAAAUGGGCAGCAUUGAUUCUCCUGCUGUCUAUUAACUCAUCCUGACAAGGAGGUGACCUGAAAGGUUUGUUUUGUUUUGGGUAGAGCUUUUUCAGGAGAAAAGUUUGUCCUACAGACAAUGCUACAGUUACUCCAGUCCAAACACAUGCCAUGCGUUUUGUUCCUAAAAGCCCUGACAUACUUUGUAAAAUAAGUGCUCUUCCUCAAAGGAUAUGUUUAGUGCUUUACAUAUCAAGCCUUAUUUUAUGCAUGGAAACUUUUUAUAGAUGCUUUGUAAGAUGGCUCAGUGGUUAAGAGCAUGUACCGCUCUUCUGGAAGUCCUGAGUUUGAUUCUCAGCAGCUAACACCAUCUGUUAUUCCAGUUUCUGGGAUCUGAUGCCCUCUUCUGGCUUAUGUGAGCACUGCAUGUACGUGGUGCACAGACAAAUGCAGGCAAAACACUCAUCAGA